Molecule: messenger RNA, 2178 nt
Organism: Alligator mississippiensis (American alligator)
Lineage: Eukaryota; Metazoa; Chordata; Crocodylia; Alligatoridae
Gene: DNAJB1
Product: DnaJ heat shock protein family (Hsp40) member B1
Exons: 3
Coding region: 111-1121 (336 amino acids)
Cellular component (GO): cytosol
Molecular function (GO): transcription corepressor activity; Hsp70 protein binding
Source: RefSeq, a predicted model, not a curated record
GGGGCGGAGCGGAGGCUCCGGAUGGUUGUGGCGCUCUCUGGAACGUUCGGAGCCCAGGUAUAAAUGGGCUGAGACUGGGGCGCUGGCGGCGAUCGCGGCCGGGCGGCGCCAUGGGUAAGGAUUAUUACGGCACGCUGGGCCUGCAGCGCGGUGCCUCAGACGAGGACAUCAAGCGGGCCUACCGGAAGCUCGCGCUGCGCUACCACCCCGACAAGAACAAGGAGCCUGGCGCCGAGGAGCGCUUCAAAGAGGUGGCCGAGGCCUACGACGUGCUCAGUGACCCCAAGAAGCGGGAGGUCUUCGACAAGUAUGGCGAGGAAGGGCUAAAAGGAGGUGGCUCCAACAUGGGAGGUGGUGCUAAUGGCCCAUCAUUCACCUACACGUUCCAUGGAGACCCUCAUGUUGUGUUUGCUGAGUUCUUUGGAGGCCGGAAUCCCUUUGAUACCUUCUUCAUGCAGAGGAAUGGGGAUGAAGACAUGGACAUUGAUGACCCUUUUGUCACCUUCCAAAUGGGAAGUUUCAGCAAUGCGGGUUUCCCCCGCACCCGAGGGGGCCACAACAGCCUUCGCCGGAAGCAGGACCCUCCCAUCACGCAUGACCUGAGGGUCUCCUUAGAGGAGGUCUACUCGGGCUGCACCAAGAAGAUGAAGAUUUCUCACAAACGUCUCAACCCGGAUGGGAAGACGACACGCAACGAGGACAAGAUCCUAACCAUUGAGGUGAAACGGGGGUGGAAGGAAGGGACCAAGAUCACAUUCCCCAAGGAGGGUGACCAAACGCCCAACAACAUUCCAGCCGACAUUGUCUUUGUUCUAAAAGACAAGCCACACAGCAUCUUCAAGAGGGAUGGCUCGGACAUCAUCUUCCCAGCUAAGAUCAGCCUCCGAGAGGCCCUGUGUGGCUGCACGGUGAACGUCCCAACGCUGGAUGGCAGGACCAUUCCCAUGUCAUUCAAAGACAUCAUCAAGCCUGGAGCAAAGCGCAGGAUCACUGGGGAAGGUCUCCCAUACCCCAAGAACCCAGACCAACGCGGGGAUCUUAUCAUAGAGUUUGAUGUGCGGUUCCCAGACAGAAUCCCCCAGACAUCCAAGAAAGCUCUGGAGCAGAUCCUUCCCAUCUAGUUUGUGCAAUCUGUGGACCUGAGACCAAGACUGGCUGAACACCAAAGCCUGUGGGACCAUAGCCUUGGGCUCCAGGCUGGGGCUCUGGGAACUUGGUUUCAGUGCCUUGACCCAGAACAUUGCUUGAAUCACCUACACCAGUGAGCUGCUACAUUUGGGAGGAGCCUACAGACACACUGCUGACAAAUCAUCUUGUAAGGAUGUGACCAAUGACUCAACCCACUGUCUGCAUCCUGGGCAGCCCUAAAUAGGACAGCUGCCUUGCACUUCAUCUCUUGCUGAGUUGGAAUCCCUUCACCAUGUGGGGGGCAUAAACUCCAAACUGGACAGUCCUUACUGUUGUAGUCCUUGCUUUGUGUCUUGUGUUCCUUGUUAAUUCACUGGAGAACUUUUAUCCUGGGUCACUUGGAUGUUCUUGGCUAUGAAUUCCCACCUCAGAGUCCUGCCUGCCUAUUUUGUUUGCUGGAAGGUGGAUAUACUCUCGCUGAACUUAAUUGUGGGUCUGUGAAAAUAACCCUGGUAAACACUAGGGCUUAAACAAAUGUCUUGAAGAUGAGAUGAAAUGAAUAAGCCCUGGAGUUUAAACCAGUAGCUAUCCAGGCCUAGAAAAAUAAUGCAAAGGGAUUUCCUGGGUCUUAAAUAUAAUCUGCUUUUUCAAAUCUUUUUUCUGAAGAGACUUUCAUAGAUGCAUCCCUCUACAUUCUUGGGCUCAAUUCCUGGUAGGGCAAUGGGCUGAGCAGGUAUUGCCUGGUUCUUGCAUCUCUGCCAGCAGCAGAGUCUGACUCCUUUCCUUACUCACAGUUGCUGUCUUAAACCAGAGGAUUUUGGCCAACCACUGAACUCUGGGGCAUUUGAGGCCUUGGCCUCUGAGCUUGUUAACACCACCUUUGCUAUCCUUUUUUAAUUAAAGGGUUCCUGCUCCUGGUACAGGAGCAUUACAGCACUUCUUGUACAUACUUUGUAUAAAAGUUGUGUAAAUUUGACAUGUAAUUAAAAUGCAGUGGAGAGGCUGGUUUAUUUUAUAGGAUUGUAUCUGAAUUAAAGACUCAUGGGAGGA